GACGCAUUUUAGUCAAGUGGCGACAAAAUACGAAACUGAAGAAGUCCAAAGAUAUCACUGGUUAUAGAUUUGCAAACAUCUCAGUAGGUAUAUAAAGCUCUCAAAGUACUAACGAAGUACCCAAAACAUACAUCAACAACGAUUUAUCAAACAUUCCUAUAAGAGAGAAGCUUCAAUACAGUCCUACCAUCAAAUCAAGUGCAUAAAAGCAUCAGAAGAAAAAAUGCCCUCCCGUAAGACCUACAAAAAGGAUAAAACCACCGGGGCAUUGACACCACACAAGCAUGGCGAGUACGACGGAGAUGGUGACAGGAUCACCACAUAUAGAAAGAACAGCAAGGGAGACCUGGUGGUUGACAUAGAUGGGAGACUCGACGUGAAUGAGAAGGAAGUUAAGAAAUACAAAAAGUGCAAAGCCGAAAACUAUUAUCGUCGAGAUGUUCGUGGUACCUACACCGCAGAUCAAGUCGACAAGUUCCGCCAAGAGUUGAGGGAAGUCCCGAAAACAUCUGCUCUUACUGCGGAACUUGAGCAGCAGAGGGGAGAGACCCAGCGUGUAGAGGGGAGAAACGAACGUGCUGAUGCUGCACAAGCUAGACAAUCAGGAGGUCGGGGUGCAUCGUCAAGAACAUCUACAAGGGGAGACUCGGGUAGACAGCCUAUUCCAGCAUCUGGAGAUAGACCGAGGAGAGUGAGUCCGCAGGGCCGAGCUCUUACUCGAAGACAGAUCGAGGAACAGGUUCUAGAAGAAGUAGAGGCAACAGCACGCUAUCACGAACCUGGUUUAUUUCCCGAACGUGAGCCUGUUGGCUCCCAUGAUCCAUUAGACAAGCCACCGAGCUACAAAGACCACAAAAAAGACUAUAAGGAUGAGCGGUUUGCCAAUGAAACUGCAGGACCUGUCAAUCGAAAUGCCCCGCCUUACAAGGAAAACCCUCUCUCCUUUGCUGGGCCAACUGGUCUGACUCCUAAAUUAGGCAAACGGUUGCCAAAAGAUACAAACCCUCCCAUAAGUUGGGAUGGUAGACACGAUCCUAAUGCUCCUAACAGCUAUUCGAGCGGCGAGUUCAAGGGUAGGCGUGGAAACCAUUUGACUAGUAGCGAUGAAGAAAAUCCUCGUCGAUAUACUAGUGGUUCGGAUAAUGUUUUUAGAAUGUCGGAUUUAGAGAAGGACUUGCCAUCUGAAGAGGAAACCAAGCCUACGAGUCUGUCUAAGCCGAGGGCUUCUUCCAGAAACCGAAGUUCGACCAAAGCACCAGAAUCGAAACCACCCAAGAAGACCUCGGCCGAAGAAACAUCAGCCAGAAAGCUGCGUACAAAUAGACCGUUGUCGAGCGAUAGCUCAUUCGGAGACUCGGAGAAUUCACCUCCGAAUUUCUUGUCGCAAGCUAGACGCCGUGGAACUGGGGAUCAGGGUUCUAGAAGAAGAGAAACUAGCACUGAUAGAAAUGGUAAGGAGAAGGAAAAGGAAAAGGAAAAGGAAAAGAAGUCGAGUAAAGAUCCGGCAAAGUCGAGUAGUUCCAAGAAGCGUCACGGAUCAUCGGAUCCUGAUAGUCUCUAUAGAAGUUGAAAAGUUGAUGGAAGCUUUUUAGGUGUGUAGAUAUUUGGAAUGGUGAUUGGUCGUUUUUUUUUUUUUGCCUUUGGUUUUUGCUUGGGGUUUUGGGGUGCAGAUAGCACAAUGGAUAGUACAGUACACUCUAGCGCAUUUUAUACAAAUUCUAGCUAGCACCUUAGAUGGCUCCAACUUUUGUAGGAAUCAAUAGCUAGUUCUUCACUCUUUUAAUAUGCUUUUAAUCUUUUUUCUUGUGCGAAGCGGGGGAGGAGAGGGGAAAGGAACAGUGGGCAGUGAGAAUCCAUUUAGUGACUGAAUUAAAAUUGGAGACGAAAAGAAACUCA
Molecule: messenger RNA, 1896 nt
Organism: Botrytis cinerea B05.10
Lineage: Eukaryota; Fungi; Ascomycota; Leotiomycetes; Helotiales; Sclerotiniaceae
Exons: 1
Coding region: 224-1570 (448 amino acids)
Source: RefSeq, a predicted model, not a curated record